AUGAAUGCAGCCGAGUUCCGCGGCCCUGGCAACCACCACCGCAUUGACGAUUCCCCCGAUGAGCAUGACAUGGACCUUGACAGCCGGUUUGGGCAGAAUACCGGUACGCGUGGCCGCACCAUUCUGUUAGGCGAUGGCACUGAAAUUGAAACCGACGGCGCAGACAACGGAAUGUUCGACAACGAUGACGAGGAGAAGGACCUCGACUCCCAGGUCAGCAAGUUCAGCAAAGACGACGCCCAGCGCGAUGGCACCCCCGGGCCCAACCCCACCGAGGUCACCGAGUCGCCGUCCUCGGUGGCGACCGACAAGUCUGAAGACAAGAACCCAACCGGCGAGCAGACGAAGCCUGAAAACAGCAAAUAG
Messenger RNA from Ascochyta rabiei, 366 nucleotides. Its product is annotated as Protein-serine/threonine phosphatase. The record is from RefSeq and is a predicted model, not a curated record. NCBI's taxonomy places the organism in Eukaryota, Fungi, Ascomycota, Dothideomycetes, Pleosporales, Didymellaceae. The transcript has a single exon. Bases 1 to 366 code for a protein of 121 amino acids.